AUGUCAGGUACAUCAAUGUCAUGUCCACACAUUAGUGGGCUUGCAGCAUUGCUCAAAGCAGCCCAUCCGGAUUGGAGCCCAAGUGCAAUCAAAUCUGCACUGAUGACCACAGCCUAUACCCAAGACAACACCAAGGCCCCUCUCCGGGACGCCGCGGAUGGUUCACUUUCGAACCCGUGGGCUCACGGCUCCGGCCAUGUCGAACCUCAGAAGGCACUGUCGCCGGGCCUAGUAUACGACAUAUCCACCGACGACUACGUUGCAAAAUAUUCAGACCCUGGCCAACUCAACUACCCUUCAUUUUCGGUAGUGUUCGGGAAGAAACGGGUUGUGAGAUACAGCCGUGAGUUGACUAAUGUAGGGGCUGCGGGGUCCAUAUACAGAGUGGCUGUGACUGGACCUCAAAUGGUGAGGAUUGCGGUGAAGCCCACAAGGCUUGUGUUCAAGAAUGUAGGAGAGAAGCAGAAGUACACAGUCACGUUUGUGGCUAAUAAAGGUGCAGACAAGACAGCAAGGUCAGAAUUUGGUUCAAUUGUGUGGCAAAACCCACAGCACCAGGUUAAGAGCCCAAUCGCCUUUGCAUGGACGCAGUUGAUAGAUUGA
Molecule: messenger RNA, 603 nt
Organism: Prunus armeniaca (apricot)
Lineage: Eukaryota; Viridiplantae; Streptophyta; Magnoliopsida; Rosales; Rosaceae
Source: the annotation of a GenBank genome assembly